AUGUCAGGCAAUACUGCUGCCAAUGCCGCUGCGCUAGCAGCGUUUAAUGCUAUCGGUAAAAAGAAGAAUGAAUCUACAACAACAAUUAAUAAACCAUAUGGACUUGAAAAUCAUUCGUCAUAUUCAAUAUCAAGUACUAAUUCAAAGUCAAUACGUAAUCCAGUACCUACUCAUCCAAUCACAAAAUCAAAUACUGCUAAUAAGUUUUCACAACUAAGGAAAGUAGAUACAUCAAUGAGUUCAUCCAUAUCAGCCGCAGCAUCGGCAAGUGCUUCUGCCUCUGCUUCUGCUUCUGCUUCGGCAUCUACAUCGAGUUCUAGUGGCGGUUGUACUACUCCAUCCUUACAAACAUCUGUUUACAUUUCAAGAUCUCCAGUUAGUCCCAUGACUACAAGAAGACAAUCAACUACAUCAACCUUGAAAGAAUCACCUAAUACUAAUCAUCAUCAGCAUCAGCUUUCGACGUUACCAAGUAGUAAUUCCAAAACCUCAAGUAAUCUGACACAUACGCCUAAAGAAAUGAUUGAGAAUGUAAAACAAUCAAUUGAAUUAAAAGCAAUUCCAAAUAAUGCCCUGUCAAAACGUAUAUCUACAGACUAUUCGCCACAAGAAAUGAUUAAAAAUUUACGACAGUCAAUUAAUUCAAAAGCUAAAACUUCCCCUGUUUUACAACCUUCUGAAAAAGGACAAUCAAUGUUGAAUGAAAUGAGAGAUCGUCUUGAUAAUACAAGAAAAAUAGCUUCUAGUAGCAUGGGGAAUUUAGCACUUUCUCCUGGAUUAGAAGUAAGUAGAAGUCAAAAUAGUGGUAAUUAUGGUUAUUUUUACAAUGAUGAUGAAGAUGACGAUGAAUAUUUGUUGGAUCAAAAUUCAUUUGCUUCUUUUGAUUCUAAUUUUGAUGGUAGAGAAGCACCACAUGGUAUUAGUAUCGAUAUAACACAUCAUGACGAUGAUGAUGAGGAAGAUAAUGAUCAAGAACUGGAAUUUGUAGAAGGAAGACUGGAGUAUGAUGAAGAUGACGAAGACGAGGAUUGUUCUGAUGAAGGAACAGAUAAGAUUCAAGAUGUUAAAAGUAAUACUGAUAAAGUAUCAAUAUCAAGUCGAUUAAGAAGAAAACCUCCUCCUGGAGAGGAAUUUAAAAUGUAUCUUAAUGAUAAGUCAAGAGAAACUGUUUCAAGUGGUUCAUAUUCAUUAAACCCUACUGAUCUUUAUUCAUUAACUGAUGAUCAAGAACUGCAAGAAAUGUUACCUAUUGUUUCUAUCCCUAGUGAUUCAAAUAAAACUUUCCCACAAUUCCCAGAUAUUAAACACCAUCACCACCAUCAUCACCAUUAUCCUCAUAAUCCAUUAUUCAAAAUAAAAAGAAAUUCAUUCAGAUUAAGUAGUGAUUCAUAUGCUGGAACUAUGGAUCUGAGUUUUAAUGGUAAUAAUGAUGAGUAUGAAGGAGGAGUAAUGGCAGUGGAAGAUCCAUCAAGUAAUGGACCACUGAGAUCAUCAACUCCAUUGAUUGGACAACAACAAACUGUGCAAUUUAGAAGUACCAUGAGAAAAACUAAACGAAAAGAUAAGAAAUUUAUGUUUGAUGAAUUAAAACCAUGGAAAAAUCAUAAUGAAUUGAAUUAUUUAACUGAUCAAGAAAAGAAAAGAUAUGAAGGUGUUUGGGUUAGUAAUAAAGGAAAUUAUAUGAAAAAUGUUAUGAUUAAACUAAAUGGAGUUAAUUAUGAUACAUCGAAAGAAAUUCAACAGCAACAACAAGUACAGGAGAUUGGUACUUUAGAACAUUCAAGAACAGCAGCUAAAUUAUCAGCAAUACCAAUUGGAGAUAAUCAUAAUAGUUUACAUAAUUUAGAUUCAGUUGAAAUUGAACAAUUAAUAUGUGGAUCAGUAGUUAAAAGAAUUUGGAAAAGAAGUAGAUUGCCAAAUGAUAUAUUGGAACAAAUUUGGAAUUUAGUUGAUUUUAGAAGAGAUGGUACAUUAAAUAGAAAUGAAUUUCUUGUUGGUAUGUGGUUAGUUGAUCAAUGUCUAUAUGGUAGAAAAUUACCUAAACAGGUUGAUAAAGCAGUUUGGGAUAGUUUAGGAGGAAUUGGUGUCAAUGUUAAUGUGAUUAAAAAGAAGAAGUAA
Messenger RNA from Candida tropicalis MYA-3404, 2118 nucleotides. It is a transcript of the gene IRS4, whose product is annotated as Irs4p. Gene Ontology annotation, molecular function: calcium ion binding; protein binding. Lineage: Eukaryota; Fungi; Ascomycota; Pichiomycetes; Serinales; Debaryomycetaceae. The transcript has a single exon. Bases 1 to 2118 code for a protein of 705 amino acids. The record is from RefSeq and is a predicted model, not a curated record.